AUGUCGAACAUUCAUCAGAAUCGUCGAUCUUCGUUUUCCUCUUCCACAAAGUCUUCCAUGGCAAAGCGUCACGCACCUUCUUCCUCUGAAAACUCCGUUAAACCGAUGAUGACGAAGAAGCGAGCCCCACUUGGUAACAUCACCAAUCAAAACCGAAUCCCAAUUCCAUCUUCCGAUCUGGCACAUUGCUCGAACAAGUCUGCGAAGUUAAAGUUGGCACCUACACAACCUGUUUGCUUAAAUGCCGGUGUCUCGAACACUGUUUUCCCUCUGCUGCAAAGUGUAAAGCCAAGCGUAAUUCAGAACAAAGUUACUUCCUUGCCUUGUGAACAUUACCAAUCCGAUAACAAAGCGCCUUCUCCUAGCAAAUCUGAUGAUGAUACCACAGUCUCAAUGGACGAGACAAUGUCUACAUGUGAUUCCUUCAAGAGCCCUCAAGUGGAGUAUAUCGACAAUGACGAAGUCUCGGCUGUUGUUUCUAUUGAAAGGAAGGCACUCAGUAAUCUCUACAUAACGCAGAAUCCAGAGACAUUGGGAAAAUAUUGCAGCAGAGAUGUAUUGUCAGAUUUGAAGAAUGAUAAGGCUCAAUUUGUCAACAUCGACAAUGAUUAUGCGGAUCCGCAGCUCUGUGCAACAUUUGCCUGUGACAUAUAUCAGCAUUUGCGUGCAUCUGAGGCGAAAAAGCGGCCUGCGAUUGACUUCAUGGAGAGAGUUCAGAAAGACGUAAAUUCCAGUAUGCGUGGAAUCCUAGUUGAUUGGCUAGUUGAGGUAUCAGAAGAGUAUAGGCUUGUACCCGAGACGUUGUAUCUGACAGUGAACUACAUAGAUAGAUAUCUGUCUGGGAAUGUGAUUAGUAGACAGCGGCUUCAGUUGCUUGGUGUGGCAUGUAUGAUGAUAGCAGCUAAAUACGAAGAGAUAUGUGCACCACAGGUUGAAGAAUUCUGCUACAUCACUGAUAAUACAUACCUCAAGGAUGAGGUUCUGGACAUGGAAUCCACUGUUCUUAAUUACUUGAAGUUUGAAAUGACAGCCCCAACUACCAAAUGCUUUCUAAGACGCUUUGUUCGCGCUGCACAUGGGGUUCAUGAGGCUCCAUUGAUGCAGCUAGAAUGUAUGGCCAACUACAUUGCGGAAUUAUCGCUCUUGGAGUACACAAUGCUCUCUCAUUCUCCUUCACUAGUUGCUGCUUCCGCCAUUUUCUUGGCGAAGUACAUUCUAGACCCAACAAGACGACCAUGGAAUUCGACGUUGCAACACUACACGCAGUAUAGAGCGUUGGAGUUGAGAGGAUGUGUAAAGGAUCUUCAACGAUUGUGUAGUAAUGCUCAUGUCUCUACUCUGCCUGCUGUAAGAGAGAAGUACAGUCAACACAAAUACAAGUUUGUGGCAAAGAAGUUCUGUCCAUCCAUAAUACCACAAGAUUUCUUCAACAACAGCUAA
Messenger RNA from Arabis nemorensis, 1440 nucleotides. Lineage: Eukaryota; Viridiplantae; Streptophyta; Magnoliopsida; Brassicales; Brassicaceae. The record is from the annotation of a GenBank genome assembly.